Molecule: messenger RNA, 582 nt
Organism: Menidia menidia (Atlantic silverside)
Lineage: Eukaryota; Metazoa; Chordata; Actinopteri; Atheriniformes; Atherinopsidae
Source: the annotation of a GenBank genome assembly
AUGCUGCCAGAGAAACAAGAGUUCUCAACUGUUCGCAGUGGACUCCUGAAUGCACUCUGCCUCUUGGAUUUUUUGCUCCACUGUUUGAAGCAAUUCAUUUGUGUAGGAUUUUCCUUUGUUUUCCUCAAUAAUCUUGUCGAUUGUAUCCAGAAGCUUCUCAAUCUGGAACUUAUUGCUCCUGUAUUCAUCCCCCUGGUUGUUCUUCCAGUAUUUAUUAUCAAAAACGUUGCACCGGCCACCACAUCUCCUGAUCAAGGCCCUCAGCUCUUUACUUUGAUCAACAAACUCCUCGAUCUUUAUUCUUUCAUCCAGCUGGUCACCUGUUCUUACGAUUGCCUUCUCCUGUUCUGUGAAUUUAUCUACUCUGAGCACAAUGAGAAAAACAUGAGGACCGGGAGCACAUUCUGUGAUGCACCUCACCACCUCAGCCUUCAUCUCCUCCUCUGGCCGCCUCGUGUCAUAGAAUCCAGGAGUGUCAACAAAGACUAUUUGUUUCCCAUUAACACGUCCCACCACUUUUUGACAUACACUAGUUCCAGAUUCAGGACUAUUGUUGGUGGUACAAACGGUCUUUCCGAAUAA